CCAGGAUUGCGCCUGAGAAGCUGCUGCUGCAGACGGCUGGCCACCAGGUUGCCCCUCUCUCUCCAGCCAGAAAGACUUGAGUUAGACAAGCAGAAGCACACGCCUACCUACCUCAUGGCUACAGAAAAUGGAGCAGUUGAGCUGGGAAUCCAGAGCCUGUCAACAGACCCUCCAGCUUCCGAGAAAGAUUCCAACCUCCCAGUCACAAAGAAAGACCCAGACCCCCCUAACACGAAGAAAGACCCUGGAGCCCCGGACCCAAAGAAAGAUCCAGACCCACCCUCCCUGAAGAAAGAUGCUGAAGCCCCCGUCCCAGAGAAAAAGGGUGACCAGGCCCCAGCUUCAGCCAGCAGUCAGGGCCCUUUAGGAGAGGGGCACGAGGGCACCCCUACCAUGAAGAAAGACCCUGGAGCCCCGAACCUGAAGAAAGAUCCAGAUCCAUCCUCCCUGAAGAAAGAUGCUGAAGCCCCCGCCCCAGAGAAAAAGGGUGACCAGGCCCCAGCUUCAGCCAGCAGCCAGGGCCCUUCAGGAGAGGGGCACGGAGGCGGGGGGCCUGCGGAAGGCAGUGUGGGACCUCCUGCAGCCUUGCCCCAGCCCACAGCCACAGCGGAGGCCAGCAUCCAGAAGCCAGAUGCCAAGCAAGCACCGCCAGGCAACCAGGGACCUGGGGAGCCCAAGGCAGGCAAGAAGGCAGCAGAAUGCCGCGAAGCAGGGAGAAGGGGCUCUCCUGCCUUUCUUCACAGCCCUAGCUGUCCAGCCUUCAUCUCGUGCUCUGAGAAGAUACCAGCUGUGAAGCCCCUGAGCGAGACAACAGAACUCAUCUUUGCAGGGGUGUCUGAGACCUCCGACCCCCCAGAUCCGGGGCCAGCCAAGGCAGAAGGAGGGACGAACACCCUGGCAGAGAACCAGAAGGAAGAGGCAGAGAGAGCCCCAGGCCAGGCCGGGCAGGCUAAGGUGCAAGGGGACACCUCUCAGAGGAUCGAGUUCCAGGCUGUUCCUUCUCAGAGAGCCGAGGUGGGGCAGGCCCUCAGCCUCACUGCCAGGGAGGAAGACUGCUUCCAAAUCCUGGAUGAUUGUCCGCCACCCCCAGCCCCCUUCCCACACAGGAUCGUGGAGCUGAGGACCGGAAAUGUCAACAGUGAAUUCAGCAUGAACUCAAAGGAAGCACUGGGAGGUGGGAAGUUUGGAGCUGUGUGCACCUGCACAGAGAAGGCCACAGGCCUCAAGCUGGCAGCCAAGGUCAUCAAGAAACAGACUCCGAAGGACAAGGAAAUGGUGCUGCUGGAGAUCGAGGUCAUGAACCAGCUGAACCACCGCAACUUGAUCCAGCUGUACUCAGCCAUUGAGACCGCUCAUGAGAUCGUCCUGUUCAUGGAGUACAUCGAGGGCGGCGAGCUCUUUGAGAGGAUCGUGGAUGAGGACUACCAUCUGACCGAGGUGGAUACCAUGGUGUUCGUCAGGCAGAUCUGCGACGGGAUCCUCUUCAUGCACAAGAUGAGGGUCCUGCACCUGGACCUCAAGCCAGAGAACAUCCUGUGUGUAAAUACUACUGGCCACUUGGUGAAGAUAAUCGACUUCGGCCUGGCACGGAGGUAUAACCCCAACGAGAAGCUGAAGGUGAAUUUUGGGACCCCGGAGUUCCUGUCACCUGAGGUGGUGAAUUAUGACCAGAUCUCUGACAAGACUGACAUGUGGAGCCUGGGGGUCAUCACCUACAUGCUACUGAGUGGCCUCUCUCCCUUCCUGGGAGACGAUGACACGGAAACCCUGAACAAUGUCCUGUCUGCCAACUGGUACUUCGAUGAAGAGACCUUUGAAGCUGUGUCGGAUGAGGCCAAAGACUUUGUUUCCAAUCUCAUCACAAAGGACCAGAGUGCCCGAAUGAGUGCGGAGCAGUGCCUCGCCCACCCCUGGCUCAACAACCUGGCAGAGAAAGCCAAACGCUGCAACCGCCGCCUCAAGUCCCAGAUCCUGCUUAAGAAAUACCUCAUGAAGAGGCGCUGGAAGAAAAACUUCAUUGCUGUCAGCGCAGCCAAUCGCUUCAAGAAGAUCACUAGCUCGGGGGCACUGAUGACUCUGGGAGUCUGAACCCCAGGAGCAGCGAAGCCUGGACGCAGCUGCGCAGUGGUCAAGGCUGAAGCCACACAGCUCAGAAGGCCAGAGAGAGCCGGCCAGAUCUCUAGGACAGGCUGGUCAGGACAAAGCUGCACCGGCCGGGAGGCUUGGGGCUCCCCAGGCCCUCAGGCGACACUGCUUCCCUUAUGAGAACACGAGUGUGGCCUGGAAUCCAUCUUGCUACCGCCUCCUCAGACAGGGCUGUGGCCCAUCAGCCCCACCCAGACUCCAAGGACGUCCAGGCCAUUCCCUCCCCUCUCCCUAGCUUCCCCCCUUUGAACUGCUGCCCCUGUAGCCUCUGCUUUGCCCCGCCUGGGGCACCCUUGCCUGGAGUUGGGUGGCUGGGGGUUCAGCAGGUGGUGGUGGUGGUGGAUGGGGAGCGUCUAGCAGGGUAAGAAUGCAGCCCAGCUGCCAGGGGAGACAGAACAGGCUUUGUGUGAGAGGACCUCCAUGCCCCGCCUCACACUCCCAACAGAUACGGCCUCGAACACACCAUCUGGCCUCCUGGCCCCCACCCACUGCUUUUGUGACCACCAACACACAGAAACUGUGAGAGAAAGCCAGCCCAGGCCUGGAGCGGUGGGGGUGGGGGAGAGGCCUGGGAGACAUGAGACCACCCCCAAGUCCACCUGAGGACUGAGGUUCCCAGCCCGGCCAGUCCCAAGGGCAUUCGAAACCCCACGUGCCAGGAUGAACUUGCCCACGAGGAGUGUGAAGCCGUCGGGCAGUCCCCAACCUGCUCUCAGCUUGUGCCUUGUAAAUAAAUA
Meriones unguiculatus (Mongolian gerbil) is the source of this 2882-nucleotide messenger RNA. It is a transcript of the gene Mylk2, whose product is annotated as myosin light chain kinase 2. Gene Ontology annotation, biological process: protein phosphorylation; intracellular signal transduction; positive regulation of apoptotic process. The coding region runs from base 115 to 2088 and encodes 657 amino acids. The record is from RefSeq and is a predicted model, not a curated record. Gene Ontology annotation, molecular function: ATP binding; myosin light chain kinase activity. The transcript is spliced from 13 exons. NCBI's taxonomy places the organism in Eukaryota, Metazoa, Chordata, Mammalia, Rodentia, Muridae. Gene Ontology annotation, cellular component: nucleus; cytoplasm.